Molecule: messenger RNA, 1157 nt
Organism: Peromyscus eremicus (cactus mouse)
Lineage: Eukaryota; Metazoa; Chordata; Mammalia; Rodentia; Cricetidae
Gene: Gna12
Product: G protein subunit alpha 12
Exons: 4
Coding region: 1-1140 (379 amino acids)
Biological process (GO): adenylate cyclase-modulating G protein-coupled receptor signaling pathway; Rho protein signal transduction
Cellular component (GO): brush border membrane; heterotrimeric G-protein complex
Molecular function (GO): GTPase activity; D5 dopamine receptor binding; G-protein beta/gamma-subunit complex binding
Source: RefSeq, a predicted model, not a curated record
AUGUCCGGGGUGGUGCGGACCCUCAGCCGCUGCCUGCUGCCGGCCGAGGCCGGAGCCCGCGAGCGCAGGGCCGGCGCGGCGCGCGACGCGGAGCGCGAGGCCCGACGGCGCAGCCGCGACAUCGACGCGCUGCUGGCCCGCGAGCGGCGCGCGGUCAGGCGGCUGGUCAAGAUCCUGCUGCUGGGCGCCGGCGAGAGCGGCAAGUCCACCUUCCUCAAGCAGAUGCGCAUCAUCCACGGCCGCGAGUUCGACCAGAAGGCGCUGCUGGAGUUCCGCGACACCAUCUUCGACAACAUCCUCAAGGGCUCGAGGGUGCUUGUGGACGCGCGUGACAAGCUCGGCAUUCCCUGGCAGCACUCUGAGAACGAGAAGCACGGGAUGUUUCUGAUGGCCUUCGAGAACAAGGCAGGGCUGCCUGUGGAGCCUGCCACCUUCCAGCUCUACGUUCCAGCCCUGAGCGCACUCUGGAGGGACUCCGGGAUCAGGGAAGCCUUCAGCCGCAGGAGUGAAUUCCAGCUGGGUGAAUCAGUGAAGUACUUCCUGGAUAACUUAGACCGGAUUGGCCAGCUGAACUACUUCCCCAGUAAGCAAGACAUCCUGCUGGCCAGAAAGGCCACCAAGGGAAUCGUGGAACAUGACUUCGUUAUAAAGAAAAUCCCAUUUAAGAUGGUGGAUGUGGGCGGCCAGAGGUCACAGCGCCAGAAGUGGUUCCAGUGCUUUGACGGGAUCACAUCAAUCCUGUUCAUGGUGUCCUCGAGCGAGUAUGACCAGGUCCUCAUGGAGGACAGGCGCACCAACCGGCUGGUGGAGUCCAUGAACAUCUUCGAGACCAUUGUCAACAACAAGCUCUUCUUCAACGUUUCCAUCAUCCUCUUCCUCAACAAGAUGGACCUCCUGGUGGAGAAGGUGAAGUCGGUGAGCAUUAAGAAGCACUUCCCGGAUUUCAAGGGGGACCCGCACCGCCUGGAGGACGUCCAGCGCUACCUGGUACAGUGCUUUGACAGGAAGCGUCGGAACCGCAGCAAGCCCCUGUUCCACCACUUCACCACCGCCAUAGACACCGAGAACAUCCGCUUCGUGUUUCAUGCUGUGAAGGACACGAUCCUGCAGGAGAACCUGAAAGAUAUCAUGCUGCAGUGAGAGAGACAGCCCCUCUG